This is a messenger RNA of Abrus precatorius (Indian licorice), 2491 nucleotides long. Its product is annotated as replication stress response regulator SDE2. Lineage: Eukaryota; Viridiplantae; Streptophyta; Magnoliopsida; Fabales; Fabaceae. Gene Ontology annotation, cellular component: nucleus. The record is from RefSeq and is a predicted model, not a curated record. Bases 156 to 1520 code for a protein of 454 amino acids. Gene Ontology annotation, molecular function: protein binding. The transcript has 3 exons.
ACAGUCGCCCAAAACAUUACCGCAUCUGCAUCUCUCUCUCUCUCUCUCUCUCUCUCUCUCUCUCCAAUUUCCCCAAACCCUAAUUUCUGAAAUUUCCCCAAAUUGACAUUCUCGUAUCGCUGCGUGUAAUUCUUCUCGAAAUCUGGAAUUGGAGAAUGGAGCAGAACAAGGGCAACAAGAUGUACAACCUGUUCGUGAAGCACUUGGACGGGAAAACCCUAACCCUAACAUUCCCCUCUCCGAUCCUACACGCGAAUUCCAUUAAGGAUCGCCUCUUCGAACUCACCGGAAUCCCCAUCCAACAUCAGCGCCUCGUCACCGGUUGCCGCCACCUCAACGACGAGAAAUCGGUGAUCCAGUGUUCGCCGGAGGACGGCAACAUCUUCCCGUCGGUUCGGCUGCUGUUGCGGUUGAAAGGAGGGAAAGGAGGGUUCGGGUCGCUGUUGCGCGGGGCGGCGACGAAGGCGGGGCAGAAGAAGACGAACAAUUUCGACGCGUGCAGAGAUAUGAGUGGACGGAGACUGAGGCACGUGAACGCGGAGAAGAGGUUGGAGGAGUGGAAGGCUGGGGAAGAGGAGAGAAGGCUGGAGAAGGUGGCAGAAGAUUUUCUGAAGAAGCAGAUGAAGAAGGGUAAGAAGGGCGUUGGUGAUGGCGAGGCUCACAAAUACGUUGCUAAAUACAGGGAAGAAUCUGAACGUUGUGUUGCUGAGGUUGCCUUGUCCGUUAAGGAGGCUCUCAGUUGUAAGCGUAAGAGCCCUUCACAAUCUUCUUUACCCCAUGAUGCCAAGAAGUUUAAGAUUUGGAUGGGGAAGAGGAAACUGAAUGAAAGUGAUAGUGAUUAUUCCGACGAUGAUGAUGACGGGGAAACUGAAAAGUCAGUUCUGUUAAGUGGCCAGAAUGAGUCGGAGUCAAAUAAGGCUGAAGGCAGUUUGGGCUCGGUGACUGGUGGGAAACGAGAUGGAGACUCUUCUGGUGCUGGCUCGUGUGAAAGUGGGUCUGAAGAAGAGAAGGAAACUGUUGGAUUGCAGAGCAGUGAAAGUGUUGUGGCCGAACCUGUGAUAAAUGAUGAGAUAAUGGAGGCUACUGCUCUGCCUUGUUUGGAGUCAGUGCUUUCUGGAAUUAAUGCUGAAGAUAAUGGAAAUCAGGAUUGCGAUGGAGGUGUGGCUGACAAGUUUGUUGGUGCUGUCAGUCAAGCCUCAAAUGUUACAAUCUCUGAAACUGUGGUUGAUGCAAGCAAAUCUAAUGAUAUGGAAAUUGAUGGAUCUCUUGAGCAUAAAGCAGCAGUCCAUGAAGAAAGCUCUCCAAGCACUAGCAUUCCUGCAUUGGAGGAGCCUCUGAAUUUUGAUGCUUUUAAUUCAGCUGCAGAACUUGAGGUUCUAGGCUUGGAAACGUUGAAGUCUGAACUGCAGUCACGUGGGUUAAAAUGUGGAGGCACCUUGCAGGAGCGUGCUGCCAGGCUUUUUCUUUUAAAAUCGACUCCCCUGAAUAAACUUCCAAAGAAGCUGCUUGCAAAGAAAUGAAAAGUACUUUGAGAUACAUCUAUCUCUGAAGCAGUUCCUUCUCUGUACAGUACUUAAUAACUAUUUGUACGUUUUUGUUUAGGAGUCAGUUGUAUCCUCUGGCUUGGGAACUGACUAAUGCACGUCUUUUUUGUUCGUUUGUGUUCAUCGUGGGAUGUAUUUGAUGUAAUAAUUCCAUAACCAGCAGCCAAAGGAAGUUAAACAGUGUAUAACCCAAAGCAUUAUACAUUAUGAGCAAUUCCAAUUUUCGUCUUGUUAGAUUAGGAAAUGAGCAGCAGUUAGUAUUGCUGUUCUUAUUUUAUUUUAUUCAAUUAUUACAACCCACGUUAAAAUAAAUUCACAAUAAACACAUUUAAGUCAUACAAAUAAUGAUACAUAUUCCUAAGCCUUGGAGUGUGAUUUACAAACGAGAGCAGCUAGAAUUCUCGUACAGCGCUUAAUGGGUAAAUUCAUAAUCAAUCAAGGGUCACACUACUGGACACAACUGGAACAGUAGAAGAAGGAGAUGGAGAGUUGCGGCAAAGGGGGCAUGUAGUGUUCAUCCGAAGCCAUUCAUCUAUGCAAUCUGCAUGGAAGCAGUGUGCACAUUCUGGAAUGCAUCUGAUUGUGUCUUUUGUUUUAUACUCUGACAGGCAUAUCGUGCAACAUCCAUCGUUGAGUCCUGGCAGUCUUCGGCUCUCCCCUAAUACUAACUUCUGGUAAGACUCAAUUGUAAACUCAUCAAGCCCCAUCCGGGUAAUGGCAGGUAUUUCAGUUGCUGCUGACCUCUGUGCUGCAGCAAUUCUGGGGCUAAUGCCUCUGUUGUACUUUAAGCACGCGAAGCAUGUCAUCCCAAUAGCACAGAUGAUAGCUGGUCCAGCAAUGGAUAAUGUGAUGAUUCCAAAAACUCGAAGACCGUGUUGUGAACGACCUGAAAAUUGAAGACUAUUAAAUAGAGUAAAUUCAACAGCAAGUUGACCUACAUUUAAAUU